AUGGCUGAUGGAGAGCAGCGGACAGGCCCACCAACCGCUUCGUCCGCGUCCGAGCCCACGUCGACCUCAUCAUCGCCCACCCGCUCCUCGACGAUCCCCUCUUCACUGAACACGGCGUCGCUAGAGCCAGAACACACACGGGACAGCGUGCAGAUGCAGGAUAAGGCUGCCAAGGUUCUGCUCGAGAACUUGCCCGACGACGACGACGAAUUGCCGACGGUUCCAACUCUCCCACAUCUCUCGGCGGGGAGCGAGGACUUGACGGGCGAGGGAGCGAUGGGUGGGCAGGAGCAUUAUUCCGGAGUCGCCACGACCUUCCCUCCGAGCGCUCAGACGGAACAGCCAGUCGCCUCGACCUCGUCCGCCUUUCUCACCUCGACCCGCUCGCCAGUACCUUCGUCCAGCACGUCUUCGUCGGCUUCUCCUGCGGGCGUUGGCAUGCGGAGGACGACGUCGUCGCAAGGGGCCACUAUUGGAGCGAAAGUGUGGGGUGUCUGCCUCGUCGGGUUUGACCACACCCUGGGUCCAAACAUCGAGUUCACCUACCCGGAAAACUUGCGGGACAAUGCAGAGCUGCAGAAGCAUCUGCCUUUCUUGGCGCUGCCAGAUGGGGCUCAUGCCCGAGACGAGGACUACUCCUACUUCCACCUCCUCCUCCCCUCCGUCGCCCCCUCUCAGACCAUUUUCGGCAUCUCCUGCAACCGCCAGAUUCCCGCCGACCAGCUCAUCAACAAGGGGAAGGAGGUCACGCGAAGCACAGUUCAGAAGGCCAUUGUCGUUCUCGCUUCCAAGCCCAUCUUCGGCGCCCUCCGCGACAAGCUUGGCGUUGUCACCCGCUCCUUCUUUGCCCAGCGAGACUUCAACGACAAGUCGAUCCUCGUCGACCUGUUCAAGAGCUUCGACUCUGCUCAGCUUGAUGCGGCGAGGAAGGGGAAAGCGCGGAAGGAAGAAGGAGGCGCUGAAGGAGGCGAAGAGACGUCGGAGGUUCCUGAAAGUCCAACGGCGGCGGAACGAGCGGAGGAAGAAACGGGCGGCAUGUACAUGGGCACUUCGCUGCGGGAACUCGUACACCGCUUCCGCUUCAAGACGCUCAUGCUCCUCAAGCUCCUUGUCCUGCAGCGGAGAGUCAUGUUCUACGCCGCACAUACGCCCGUGGAGCAACUCUGCACCUUCCAGUACUCGCUCGUCACCCUCAUCCCGGCCCUCCUCACAAACCUACAAGAUGCCGCCUCCCCCCUCCUUGACGAACGCGUCAAGCGACUAACGAAGCCUUCGAGCUUGCGGACGAGCGACAAGUACAGCCUCAUCAAGUACCUUGGAUUGCCUCUGAACGUCUUCGGCAAGGGCUCGUUCUUCCAGCCGUACCUUCCUCUCCAGCAGAUCGACCUGCUCAAGACCAAGUCGUAUCUCGUGGGCACGACAAACAGCAUCUUCCAGCAGCAGCGCGACUGCUUCAUCGAUGUCAUCGUCAACAUUGACUCGGCCACACUCGACGUCCUCAACCCGAAGCUCACGCCUCUCAUCACCCUCACGGCAGCCGACCGCAAAUGGAUGGACGAGAUCGUCACGCUCGUCGACCAGUCUUGGAACGCAGCCGACCCCUCCCGUCCGACAAGUCAAGGCUUCGUCGGCAGCGACGACUUCAUCCGCGCCAAGUUCGAGGAAUACGUCUGCUCAUUGCUUGCCUGUGUCAAGUUUGGAGAGUUCUUGGCGAAGGAGAGGGGAGAGAGGGCCGAGAUGCUGUUGUCGGCACCCGAACUCGAAUCGUACAAUCCGGCGUCCUUUAACGAGGCUUUUUUGAAUGCGUUCAAGCGGACGGCGGCGUACGAGUUGUGGGACCGAACGACCGACGAAGCAAUCUUCGACCUAGUCGAGCCGAAACAUCCUAUGGAGGGCAAGACGAACCCGAUCGAGGACGUCGGCAUCCGGCUCGUCCACGGCCUGCACGACUCGCUCUCGGACGUCACGCUCCCCAACUUCUCCCAGCUCCCGGCCAACUUGCAGAACCUCAAUCUCGCACCGCUGCCCAUGAAGGCGAGGGAGCGGCUGAGCAAGGGCUGGUCGAGCGGAAUGCAGGCGAUGGAGGCCUUCCGGGAAGAUUGGGCGAAGCGAGCGGCGGCGGCAGAGCAGGAGGGGGAGAAGGCUGCACCGGGCGAAGGCGGGACUGGUGCGCCUGACCCGCUCGCUCCGUCAGCUCAGCCUCCGCCGAGCCCUGGCGUCGGCCAGACUUUCUUCGCCGGCGUUGAUGUCGCCAAGACGGGCGCAGCGACGCUCGCGACGGGUCUCGGCUCCUUCCUCGGCGCAGCAACGCGGAAGGCGAGCCUCUUCGGUGGUCCGCCCAGCUCGAUAGCCGGAUCGACGGACGUCUCGCCUGCACAGUCGGCCAGGACUUCCUUGAACCCUUCCGACCUGCCUCCCCCCUCUUCACCUAAGCCUCCUCCUACCACAACCGUCCACACUCCAGCUUCCCUCGCAUCCUUCCUGCGCCCACUCUCGACCGCCGCAGCCGCGACCGUACCCACCUCGCCCGAACGCCCUCGCGAGCCGAAACUCACGCCUGCACCUACGACCUCCUCCGCCGACAUGCCUUCUUCGCAGACAGCACGGAGCGGGUUUGGCGGCUUCUUCGGCGGCCUGCGCCGCACCCUCUCGCCUCUCCCCUCGCCCGCUUUCGGCGCCAGCUCGACACCCACCACGCCCAGUACAGGCGGAGUUUCUGGCUUCGGCACACCGCCUGUCACGAGCUUCCUCAGCGUCGGUGGUUGGGGAGGAAAUGCGGUACCCAGCAUGCCGAGUACGCCGGGAGGAUCUGUCUCGAGUCUGCCGAGUCCCGCCUUGAGAGCGCGGGAUAUCGCGGGUGAUCUUGGUGCGGAUGGGAGUGACGGCGAGCAUGGUGAGGAUGGAGUGGGGCGGCAGGACCAGGCGUCGAGCGAGGCGGACGAAGCGCAGAAGGAGCGGGAGAAGGCCAGGAGGAAGCUCGAGGGUAUCGCGGCGGAAUCGCCUUAA
Messenger RNA from Rhodotorula toruloides NP11, 3006 nucleotides. RefSeq names its product late secretory pathway protein AVL9 family protein. NCBI's taxonomy places the organism in Eukaryota, Fungi, Basidiomycota, Microbotryomycetes, Sporidiobolales, Sporidiobolaceae. The record is from RefSeq and is a predicted model, not a curated record. Bases 1 to 3006 code for a protein of 1001 amino acids. Gene Ontology annotation, cellular component: cytoplasm. The transcript is spliced from 10 exons.